Molecule: messenger RNA, 2626 nt
Organism: Capsicum annuum
Lineage: Eukaryota; Viridiplantae; Streptophyta; Magnoliopsida; Solanales; Solanaceae
Product: protein ALUMINUM SENSITIVE 3
Exons: 4
Coding region: 1454-2548 (364 amino acids)
Biological process (GO): response to aluminum ion
Molecular function (GO): zinc ion binding
Source: RefSeq, a predicted model, not a curated record
AUUUUUUUUUGGGCCAACUUUCAAGUUUUUAUUAGGUUUAGGUCUCUUUUUUUCCUUUUAUAUAGAAUGUUAUUUUUUGUUUUUGGUGUACAACCGUGCGUUUUAUUUUGCCCGUUUUUCCGCUCUAUAUUUUAGGGCUUCUUUUUCAACUAUACAAGGAGAAAAAAAUCUAUCAUCAUUAAUUCUCCAUAUAUUUUUUCUUACCAUAUAUUGUAGGAUUCGUUUUAAAUAUUAUAAAUAUGAUAAUAUGAUAAUUAGAAAAAAAUAAACGAAAAGACAAUUUUGUCUACUGCAGAGACUUUUAAUGAAGGUAAAAAGUUUAAAUCACUUUUCUAAGGGUCUUCACACUUUUAAUAUAUUAUAGAUAUAGAUAUAGAUUAUAGAUAUAGAGAGAGUUUUUCCUGAAGUUAAUGAGUGCACGUACAACCCCAACCCAUCACGCGGGUCCACCUCUGAAACUACCACUAGAGCAAACCUCACUCGCAACUAUGUUAAGGACUUGCUCGCUCAUUUUGAUUGGAUAAUUGCAAAGUGAAAUUAAAUCAAUUUUGAGGGGAUUAUUGUCGAAUAAAAAGAAGGUAAAAAUUCACAAAUAAGCAAACUAUAAGACCUAUAACUAACUUCCUAGUGAAAGUUUCAAUAAUUACAAAUUAUAGGCAAAAGUAGUUAAUAGUUAUUUGUAUAUAUAACAUAAUUAUACAAAUCAGUAGAAAAAUAACUUAACUAAACAAGAGAUAAAAAGGAAAUUUGAAAGCAGUAAAAACCUUAAAUUACUCCAGCUUCCCACUAAUUACUCAUACAUUACUGAGCAUUAAAGCUCAUUAUCUGUGAUUUAAAGCAUGUAUUAAAUCUAAAAAAAUUAUUUUGGGAAGAUUAGAGAGAAGGAAGAGGACUAAUUCAACAAUCAUUUUUAUCAGAUUUUUUUUGAAAAAAAUGGGGCAGUUACCUAUUAUUCUAAAGCAUUCAGGCGUAUGGAACUGUUAUAAUGAGUAUGAACAGUACGAGUUGGACUCAAUUGCAAUUGAAGAAAUAGAAAAAUACAAUGGUUUGAUUCAAUUGAUUGGUAAGCAACUUUGUAUUGAGUUGAAUUCAAAAACAUUGAAAGUUGAAUAUAAAGUUGACUUUAGCAGUAGAAGAAUGGAGAUACAUAACGACAUGGGCUUGGCAGUUUAUGUAAUGGUGCUGAAAGAAGAAAAAGGAUUCAGAAACUAUCCUUUAUGUGUUUCUGUAUUUGAUAAAUCCAUGAAAAAGGAGAGUGAUUGCUCGAAUGUUGAAUGUGCUAUUUCUGUUGUUGAUGUGGAAGAAGGAAAUUCUGAAGAUCAUGGUGCUUUAGUUGAAGUUGUUGAUAUAAAUGGACAUGAUCAGACAAUUAUUUCUGAUCCAAAUCACAAUGAAGUGCUCGUUGGUCAAGUUUAUAAGGACAAAGCCACUUUAAAAUCAGUGAUGGCACUUUAUGCAAUCAGAAAUAGAUUCCAAUUCAAUACAAUACAAUCAAAUGCAGUCGGGACAUAUAUUUCUACUUGCUAAUGAAAUAUUGGAUUCUGAGAAUUAUGCAGCUUGGAGUUGGUUCUUUGAGCAGUUAAAAGAAGCUCAUGGUGUAAAACCAAAUAUGUGUGUUGUGUCCGACAGAAACGAGAGUAUUAUAAAGGUUGUGUCGACUGUGUAUGAUGGUGUUGUACAGUAUGCUUGCAUCUGGCAUCUACGGAAAAAUGUCGUAACCAAUUUCAGAAAGUUGCAUGCAAAAUUAGCUGAUGUGUUUAAAGCAUAUACAAUUUUUGAAUUUAACAGUCUAAUGAAGAAGGUCGAACAAAUAGAUGUUAGGGUGAAAGAGUACUUGCAGAAGGCUGGUUAUGACAAGUGGACUAGGGUGUAUGCUACUGUAAAUCGUGGUUUUAGACUCACAUCAAACAUUGCAGAAAUCAUAAAUAAGCAUCUAAAGGAAGCGACGGAAUUGCCUAUAUAUGAUUUCUUAGAGGAAGUUAGAAAGAUGUUUGGAAGAUGGAAUCGUAACAAUCGACAAGUUGGGACAUUUAUAUGCACCCUUAUUUGCCGGAGAUACAAUGAUCUUCUUGAGUUAAAUGAGGCCAAAAGCACACGAAUGAGGGUUGUACCUGCAACGGACUAUGUUUAUACCGGGCUACAUGAAAAUAGACGUUAUAUCAUUUGUUUGGAGAAGAAGACAUGUACUUGCCAAAGAUUUCAAAUUGAUAAAAUUCCGUGUGCUCAUGCUUAUGCAGUUUUAAAGAGCAAACAUUUUGAAGCUGAUGAUUACUGCUCUAACUUAUACAAGCCAGUAGCGAUGUUGGACACGUAUGAGAUUCCUUUAUUGCCACUGCCUGAUAGGUCUACAUGGGAGAUACCAGAUUUUAUAUUGAGUGAAAUUGUUCUACCACCCAAGUACACAUGCCCCCCCGGGAGGCCAAAGAAAAGAGAAAGACAAAAGUCUGUUGGAGAUUUUUACAAGACUGUAUCCACUAAUUCAUGCAGUGCUUGUGGGAUGAAUGGUCAUAAUAGGCGUUUGUGUAGGAAAAUACGUCGAGUUGAAUAAUUUUACACAUUUUAAUUUAUUUAUGUUUGUCUUUUUUUGAAUAUUUUCGGCAAUAGAAAUAAAAUAUCAGUUAUGACU